Echinostoma caproni is the source of this 735-nucleotide messenger RNA. NCBI's taxonomy places the organism in Eukaryota, Metazoa, Platyhelminthes, Trematoda, Plagiorchiida, Echinostomatidae. The record is from the annotation of a GenBank genome assembly.
AUGUUCCCCUUACGCAAACGUCUCGAGGAUGAAUUGGGCCAACAAUUGCGUGAUUACCGGCAUUUUAUCGAAGAAGAGGUGCUCACAAUCUACGGUCGUAUGGACGAAGCGAGUGAGAUUUUCGAUCAUCUGUUGCUUGGCACUACGUUCAAUGCAUCCAAUCGCGAUGAGUUAGAACGGCGUUCUGUCACGCACAUUCUCAAUGUGACUCGCGAGGGGGACAAUUUUUUCCCGGGGGAUAAGUUUGAGUAUAAGAAUAUUCGGGUUUUUGACGAUGAACAGUCCUCUCUACUACCCUACUUUGAAGACAUUCACCGGUUUAUCAAUGAGGCCAACACAGUAUUCCGUUGGUCUUCCUGGCUAGCCAAAGGCUUAGAACGUGACGCUCCGAGGCGUUCCUUCGUUUUACACAAUGCGGAUCCGGAAAAGUGUGAAAUACUUUUUUCAGAUCAAGAGGAGCGUAUCAUUGCUCUGCUGGGAAAAGUUAUUGCUUACGCCAUGAAGGAGCAAAAUUGGAACUUGGAUACGGCUUUGGCCUAUGUGAAAUGUCGUCGACCUUGUGUGCAACCGAAUUCCGGGUUCAUGCGUGAACUGCGUACUUACCAAGGCAUCUUGGAGGCAAGCUGUCUAAACAAUCAGCUGCCUUCACGAGAUUCCGAAUCGGCAGCUCUGAACUGUGAGCUCGGUAAAACUGUCGCAUCGGUUUCCAACCAGUAUGUGUUCGGCAUACUUUGA